Molecule: messenger RNA, 921 nt
Organism: Lolium perenne
Lineage: Eukaryota; Viridiplantae; Streptophyta; Magnoliopsida; Poales; Poaceae
Source: RefSeq, a predicted model, not a curated record
AUGAAGAUCUUCCUCUCACCUCCAGUUUUGGCUGCAUCUGAGUGUCCUGCACUACCCCUUGCAACCUCUCUCUCCCUCCCAGACGACAGCUUGCACGCUCCCCUCGUCUCCCUCUCGCUGACCCGCGCUGGCGACCCCCAAUGGCCGGCGGGCACCUCUGCCCCGACACGGCCAUGUCUCCCACCUCACCUCCCUUCUCUGGUAACCCUACCCGUGCCUACUAGACGCGCACGGCACCACGGCGCCUCGGAGACGCGCCCUCAGUCCUUGCCCGAGCCCACCGACGCGGCACAGCGACGCCCAGCCGUCCUGUCCUUUCGUCGAGCGCCUGGCAGACCCCCGCCCCGUCUCAUCCCUCCUGCCUGCCUCGCUGACCGACGCGCGCAAACCUCCAAAGCCGCGGCACCGCCUCGCAGGCGCGCAGCAGCACCGCCCUGCUCGACCAACCUCUCGCUGCCGCCCUUCUCCACGUCGGUGCACGGACCGGGUGCACGGUGCACCGGCCGUUCCCCUUUAAAUACCGCCCAACCCCCUCCCUUCUCUCAGUUCCUCGCCACAACUCCCCCAGACCACCACCACAACACCUCCUUGGGCGGAGAGGAGCCCUGCUCCUCCCUGCCGUCGAGUUCGCCGCGCCGCUGUGUUCCCGUGGCGGAUUUGGUGAAGGUCGCCGACGCAGACGCCGCCGUUUCUUCCCCUCCUCUUACUCAUUUGACGCGCCUCUCUUUUCUGGAGCUAAUGCGCCCCCUCUUGCAUUCCAGGGACGACCGUAGACAACGCCGCCGUGAACAGCUGCUCCACCACCGUCGAUCGCCGCCGGGAAGGACGUCGCUGUUUCGCCCGCCGCCACCCUCGUUCGGAAGCCCCUGCUCCGCCGCAUCCGACGUGCCCCACCUCGCCUUCGACAGAGCCCCGAGGUGA